CCCGCCCCCUCCUCACGCGCGGCUCCAGCUCGUAUAUGUUAGGGGGCGAGCGAGCCGUGUGUGUUCUGCUCUUGCUUGGCACUUCACGGAGGGAGACAGGCAGCAGUAAAAAAAAUAAUAAACCAGCAACACAAGCAAGUUUCUCCUUGUUUUGAGUCCUUGUCUGGAAUUAGAUUUUUUCGCCCCACUCCUCGCUUUGAAUCCCCCUUUUCCCCACGAACCAGUCGUGGCAAACUAAAAAGCCUCGCUUUGCACUACGGGAUCUUGGGAGGUCCUCAAAUGAAAGAUCAACUGCGACUCAAAACUUCCGAGAUAGAAAUGUCUGCGACCAUCCUGUCCGGUUUCUACGACAUCGACAUGCUGUACAAGGACAAGAGCCUGAACAUGAACGCUCUCCACCUGAACAGUAUGUUGGAGAAGAAGGCGGUGGGGGCGCCGGUCACGGCCUCUGCUCUCGCUAACAACUGCUCGUACUCGCAGGGAUUUUUCCGGCGCAACUCGACGAGCAACGCUGACUGCACAAACAACGGCAACAAGUACACGGCCACAUGCUACAGCAACAUAAAAGAAAGCUCGAGCAGCACCGCCAUCAUGAACAAGGAGAACAAGUUCCGCGAGCGCGCCUACAGUGAGACGAGCGAGCGCAGUCAGCAGCUGCAGGCGCUGCAGCAGAAGCCAGGCUCGCAGAUCAACUCGACCCGCUACAAGACCGAAUUGUGCCGACCCUUCGAGGAAAACGGUGCCUGCAAGUACGGCGAGAAGUGUCAGUUUGCGCACGGCUACCACGAGCUGCGCAGCCUGUCCCGCCACCCCAAGUACAAGACGGAGCCGUGCCGCACUUUCCACACCAUCGGCUUCUGCCCGUACGGUCCGCGCUGCCACUUUAUCCACAACGCAGACGAGCGCAGACCCGCUCCGGCCAACGCCAACAGCAGCAGCGGCAUGCCGCCCGAACUCAAGUCGAGCCGGGAGCUGAUCCAGCAACAGGCUGCUGCCGCCGCGGCUUUCCGGGACAGACCCAAACUCCACCACAGCCUGAGCUUCUCUGGCUUCUCUACACAGCACAGUCUGGACUCCGCUCUCAUUGACAGCCCCACGUCCCGCACUCCCCCUCCACCUUCUUCCUCUGACGCUUCUCGAGCCACCAGCGGGCCGUUUUUCGAAGACGUUCUAGCGCCGAGCGCUAAUGGCGGCUUCUCGUCGUUCGCCGCGCAGGACCUGAAGGCGCUGCUCGCCCCUCUGGCCGUGCACGCACAUGGCGGCUACCAGUCUAACCCCGCUUAUUACAGCAACUUCCAGACCGCCAUGGGACCUCCUUCACCGCCAUACAGCCUCGGGCCCUUGCAGCGCCUGUCUGAGUCGCCGGUGUUCGACUCGCCCCCCAGCCCGUACGACUCGAUGUCGGACCGGGACAGCUACGCCAGCGGCUCGCUCAGCUCUUCAGGAAGUCUCAGCGGAUCCGAGUCGCCCAUCUUGGACGCCGGGAGACGUUUGCCAAUCUUCAGCAGGCUGUCGAUUUCCGAUGAUUAAUAUGUUAGCCUGGUUGGUUACGUUAUUUUUCUUUCAGUGUAUGGGAUUUUGCCCUGCUCUUUAUUUCUGUAACGGACUGGAGGACUUCCUAAAGUUAACCGUUAUUAAAAUGGCGUCUCAUCAGCGACGUGUAACUAGACGGACUUUAAAAGUAAACCACGGGCAGAAUGACUCGUCAGACUCUUGGUGUGGCAUUAGAGUUCUUUUUUUCCUUUUUUUGUUCGUUUGUUUUUCUCUUUUUCUGCUCGAACCGAUAGCUAUGAAAGUAGAUAUCGACCGAAGGCAUUCCACCGGUGACUCUGACCAGCAUACAGUCGCAGUGUUUUGGCUUUAUUACGCCAUCACACUUUCCUGGAGACAUGGUUUUUGUGCACAAAACUUUUAAACGUGAAAGACGGAGAGAUUUAAGUUGUUUUUUUCCUCCAUACUACCAAGAAUAUGCCUUGACAAAAGUUCGCAAAGUAGCCUAUGUAUGCGCUUCUGAACGCUUAAAAAAAACAAACUUCCAUUCCAAAAGUUAAACCAGUUUGUCGGUCACAGCGCCACCCAGUGGUUUGGUUGGGUUAGUUUAGUGUUGCUUAGCUGAAGCACUCUUGUUCGGUCUGUUGGGAAAAUCACUGCUGAUGGUCGAAAUAUAUAUAUAUAUAUAUAUAUAUAUAUAUAUUUCAAAUAUAUUUUUUUAGCUGUUUUGAGCGAUUACAUAGCAGUACAUAACUGGCUAUGACCUAUUUAACUUAUUUAUUAUCUUGUGAAAAGUAUAGGCUACAUUUGUAAUUGUGUCCAUACUGUAUUUAUCAAGUUUGUUGAAGCAAUAGAUCUAUAUUCUUUUAUUAUGUUUAAAUUAUGAUCGCCAUUAUUAAUCUACAUAAAGUGGAGUGUAUGUUCUUUUUUCACAGUAAUAUAUUUUUGUUUGGUCUUCUUUUGUAACUUCACUUUGUUAUUUUAUUGUAAAUGAGUAAAAAAAAACUUAAUUUAAGAGAUUGUAUGUGAUAUUUAUUUCAUUAAUUUUGUUUCUGUGUUUACGUACAUUUAAAAAAAAAAUCAUUUUCUUGAUUUGCCGUUUGUUGGGAUCUUGCUUGUGGAAGACGUUUUUCCCAACUUUUUUUUUUUUUUUUUUAUCCGUAGAGAUGAUGUCCCUUGUUAUUUCUAUAGAAUGUAUAAACCAUGUGGUUGUCAACACCGUCCAAACUAGUCGUGAUCAUUCUUUAAGAAAUCAGACUUGUGUGACAAUGAUCCCAAGUGAAUAAAUUAACCAAAAAGUAUUUUCUUUUCCUUUCCUUGUAAUGCACAGAGCCAGUCUAGGACUCCUGCCACAUGCUUUAAGAAUGUAGCAAUCCCAAGCCCCAGUAUUACUGCCUUAGUGCCUAAGGGGUCCACCACCAUACAUGCCUUAUUAUUAACCAAAUAAAGUAUUUUGAUACAAGUCAUUGUUUUACACAUACAGAAACUGAAUGUAGGUUUGAAUUUGAACUUUUUUUGGAAGGUUGUUACCACUUGUCAAAAGAGAGGCCUUGGAGCAACCAGCAAACCCCCCCCCCCUCCCCCCUUUUUUUUUUUCGUUUCUUUAGAACUCCCCAUUCCUGUAGACUUUAGUUGGACUCUUCGUUCUCUUGAUUGCCUUUUGAUAUGGUAUUGGUCUAAGGGUUCUGAACUUGCUGGAUGGAAAAGAGGUUGAACACAUUUUGCAUGUAUAUAGUAGGUACAGGGGCUGGGCACUAUGUACUUUUUCUUGACUACUUUAUCAGAAGUAAAGCUUUUUGAAUGUAACUUUAAAUGGACAAAAAAGAUGAGACAUACUUUUUUUUGAGGGGGAAUCAGUUCACUACAAGUUGCGUGUGAGACUGUUAACUUUUGUACUGUACAUUUUUUUUGUAGUUCUCCCAAUAAAAUUUGGAAAAAAGUGAUAGAA
Messenger RNA from Clarias gariepinus (North African catfish), 3439 nucleotides. RefSeq names its product mRNA decay activator protein ZFP36L2-like. The record is from RefSeq and is a predicted model, not a curated record. Gene Ontology annotation, molecular function: metal ion binding; mRNA binding. Bases 280 to 1530 code for a protein of 416 amino acids. NCBI's taxonomy places the organism in Eukaryota, Metazoa, Chordata, Actinopteri, Siluriformes, Clariidae. The transcript is spliced from 2 exons.